Molecule: messenger RNA, 5252 nt
Organism: Leptopilina heterotoma
Lineage: Eukaryota; Metazoa; Arthropoda; Insecta; Hymenoptera; Figitidae
Product: transcription factor hamlet-like
Exons: 2
Coding region: 1452-2750 (432 amino acids)
Biological process (GO): regulation of transcription by RNA polymerase II
Cellular component (GO): nucleus
Molecular function (GO): RNA polymerase II cis-regulatory region sequence-specific DNA binding; DNA-binding transcription activator activity, RNA polymerase II-specific
Source: RefSeq, a predicted model, not a curated record
UCCCCGCCCAUCGGAGAGACCCCCAAGUGAUUGCUCACUCACUCUUACUUGCUUAUACUCUUUAGAUCGGCGACUGCUAGCUCUCGCCACGCUUACUCACCACCACGCGGCGAUACUACUAGCACGCUGCUAGCGGAUUAUUAUACACGCUAAUGCGAACCUCGGACAACCGGACAAACAUUAACAGGAGGAGGACCAUAACGCCCUGCAACCGCCGGCCCGCCAGUCAGGACCCGACUGUCCUCACGAAGGCACCUUCUCCACACUAAAGGUCCACUUCUGCCAACAUUCCUCCAGUUCAACACUCGCCGCUCGACUUCCUCAGCUGUUUCAUCUGCUUCACUAAACCCUGGAUUCAGUGAUCAGUGCCCAAACUUUCGUAUCAUCCUCAGUGACAAUCUCCAUAUUCCCCAGUGAUUUUCACCCCCUCGAUUUUUAUCAAACUCAUCAGUGACAUUCUGCAAACACCUAUUAGUGACAAUACCGCACUACCGAAAGAUUAUUCCGAUUCGAUUAUCGAGAACAGUGACAAAAGUGACGAUUACACUUCAGGACUUUUGGAACUACCUUGGACCUUUAAAGUUCCUAACUACGUUAAUUCUUUAAGUUAGUUCAUUAACCAUUAAAUCCUUGAAUUCAGAAGAAUGAACUAGAGUGCUUCUUUUUGGAAUCGACAACUAAUCACAUCAAUCAGAAAAUUAAAAUUGGAUCAACACUCGAACCUGUUCCUCAAGUCAGUUUUUCCAAAAAAAACAACUUCGAACUUCCGCUAAAGUUCAAAUUUUCGAAUUUAAACACUGAAACAUUGAAACUUGUCAAAGAUUUAAAACUUUCAAGUAAAUAUAUCAUGUUCGAGAAGAGAAGCUUUUCCUCCCAAGAAUAUUGAAAGACUAAUCAAUUACUCACCAAUAAGAGAAAAAUCUGAAGUGAAAACUUUGAAACUCUUGAAACAUCUCUAUAGUAAAUUCGAUAUACUUUUCCCGAAAACAAACUCAAAGAUUCGAAAAUCAGAAUCGAACAAAAAUUAUCCUUAAAAAGCAACAAUUCACCACUGUUAUUGACAAUGACAUAAGAAAUAUCAAUAAACUAAAAACCGUUUGAGAGUAAAGCAUAAUCACGAUUCGUGUACACGUGCUCUUGGGUGAUCUUUAAAAAAAAUGAUGCUGACAAGGACGUUACGAGUCAUCUUUGAUUAAUUUGGAUAUUAAGUGUGUUAACAGUGAUCAUAUUUGUUAGUGAAUAAUACCAAAAGGAACAAAAAAAUAAUAAUUGUUUUCUGUGUUAAACCCUAACUAUUCUUGUUGUUUUCAUUCUACCUGCACUUUCCCCUAAAAGAAAAAAAUUAAAAAACGUGACAGUGAUUGCUCAUCAUAAUUGCUCACGGAUCGUGGAAUGAUAAACAAGGUGACCACAUCGAGUGGACCAAGGUCGUGGGCGACAGAGACAGUGUGAUGAGCGGAUACUUCGGCAGAAGCACCCUGUCCCCUCUGCUGCACGACCCCAAAUACCCACCAGCCAUGCGGGAGAAAGACUCCAGUCCAAGAAAAAUGCCCGGACACACGAGUCCGAAACAAGCGAGCAUUUAUCCAUUGAGCGUUCGUGUCUCGGACGUGGAAGAGUUGCCAUACGACCUAAGCCAUGGCCAAAGUCGAGCAAGUCCCACUCUCAAUCAACAGCCCCACAUGAGUCCGGCAGCGAGACCUCCACUACCCCAUCAGCACGAGCUCGACUCCGAGCCACUUGAUCUUCGCGUCGAUCAUAAAAAGGAGAGAAUACGAGACGAGAACCAAAAUGAAGUCGAGGUCAUGAAUCAAAAUAGCCUCGGUCUUCCCUAUCAUACCGUUCUCUUUCCCCAGCAUCACGCCGUUCAUCCCCUCGUUCUAGAGGCCAUGUACAGAUCUCAUCAUCAUUCAACGCCAGAUCUACCGAAAAUUCAAGUUCGCGCCCUACCAACAAUGGUCCCCCUGCCACCAAAUCGAUUUUCCACAGUCACUUCCGGUAGUACGUCCCAAGCACCAGCAAGGGCACCGAGUCCACCCCAAGUGCCGCAGCAAACAACACCACAGCAACAACAACAACAACCAGCACCUCCACCACAACAAAGUUCCACCCUACCGCCAUACACAAUGGCCGUCUCCACGGGUCUCAAGCCCAAGGAUCGAUACUCAUGUAAAUUUUGCGGCAAGGUCUUUCCAAGAUCCGCCAAUCUCACGCGACAUCUCAGGACCCACACCGGUGAACAGCCAUACAAGUGUAAAUACUGCGAGAGGUCAUUCAGCAUCUCCAGUAAUUUACAACGUCACGUGAGGAACAUACACAACAAGGAAAAACCAUUCAAAUGUCCCCUCUGCGAACGAUGCUUCGGCCAACAGACAAAUCUCGAUCGCCAUCUCAAGAAGCACGACGCCGAUGGACCAACGAUACUCGACGAAGUGAGAUCGAGGUACCAUGGACAAUUGCCAAGAACUGAUGACUCAUAUUUCGAGGAGAUAAGAAGUUUCAUGGGUAAAAUAACAUCCCAACGUCAGGGAAUUCCCUAUUUUCCAAGUCUCCUGGGACCAAGUGGCGAGGAUUUCCGCAAUGAUAAACAACAAUUGCAAAUGGAAGAAAAAAGAGGCGACUCCUCCUAUUUUAGUGAUAGGGACAAUUUAAGCUCAAGGUCGAGUAGCAGCGCAAGCAGACCCGAAAGCGUUCACGAGGAGCAAAGGGAGACCACCUCACCGCCCCUAUCUCCCGGAAAUAAUACCUGAUCAUCCCUCAAAAAAAGUCACACGAAGUUAUCGAUUAUUGGAAAUGAAUGGUUGUGAUGAUAUCAAUUAAUUUCAAUUGAUUCAUGGUGAUGAAAUUUAACCUCAAUUUAGGCAUUUAAUGCCCUUGCCCCUAAACAUAGUUUGCCGUUUUCAGCAAAUGAAAAAUCAAUUAAACAAAUUGGAUCGUUUACCCAAAAGCAAUGAGUGAUAAAUUAUGUAAAUUAAUAAUAAGAAAAUUAAUGUACAAUUGGAUACAAAGAGUAAAACAAAGAGUUAAACAAAGAGUAAGACAGAGUAAUAAGGACAAUAAAAAAAAGGAAUGAAAAAAUCACUGAUAAUGGAAGUCAUGAAUAAACGGAAAAUUUAUCGGUAUUUUAAAUCUUCAUGUUAAAAGAUUAAUGGUACGAAAGAAAUUAAUCGGUGAUAUGAAAUGGAUAUUAGGAGAUGAGAGAGGAUACAACAGAACUGUUCAUAAAGAUUCAGUAAACAAUUUUGUAACCAAUUUUGUAAAGAAGAAAAUGUACAAGAUCCAGUCAUCAAAUAAGUGAUAAAAAUUUUGAUGUAGAAAAAUUAACGGAUGAUAUUGAUCUGGCUGUGCAAUUUAUAGAUGUCGAGAAUAAUAAGAUGAUGUGCAAAAAUUAAGGAGUGUGCCCACCACAACAAAAAUGUUGAUACUGAUUCAGAAAGAGUAGAAGGUCUAGAUGUGCAAUUUUGUGGAUCAUGAAGAUUUUGAGAUCAUGAACUAAAUGAUAAAAAUUGGCUACAAAUUCAGAACCAAUUUUACGGAUCAUGAAGAUCUUGAGAUCAAGAAGUAAAUCAUAAACAUUAGCUACAAAUUCAGAACCAUUUUUCUGAAUCAUGAAGAUGAUUCACAGCAUCAUGAUGACAUCAACUAACUGAUAAGAAUUGUGUACAAAACAGAACGAAUUUUGUGGAUCAUGAAAAUCUUGACGUCAUCAACUAAAUAAAAAAAUGAUGCACAGAAAUAAACCAAUUUUGUGGAACAUAAAGACCUUGACAUCAUCAACUUGGUCUACCAACAAGAACCAAUUUUAUGGAUCAUGAAGAUGUUGACAAAAAUUAAUGGACAAUAAAAAUACUGGAUUGAAAACAAGGAAAGAUCUUCAAGAACAGAAGUUAAUGGACAAUAAAAACACCGAAUUCAAAACUAGGAAAGAUCUUCAAGAACAAAAAAUUAAUAGAUGCUAAAAAUACUGGAUCAAAGUAAAAAAAAAACGUGAAUGAACAAUAAUUUCUGAAAGGCAGUACUUGAAAGCAGUUCCGCAAUACUUUUCUGAUGAAACAACUACGGAUUAAGAAGAAUCAUCUAGAUCAUGAAUGUAACAACUAACAGAUCAAUUCAUUAAUUAGGAAUAAUAAUGAAAACGUAAAUAAUGAAAGCCAACGACUGUUAAAAAUGUCAGACACACAGCGACAGAAAAAGAAACCAACAUAAUUAAACCAAUACACCGAAUUGCACCCAAACUGCAAUCAACAACAAUCUGCAAAAUUAAUACCAUUCGAUUAAAGAACAUCUGCAAGAAAUUGAUCGAAAUCAAAAAUUCUUAAAAUUUCCUACCCACAACGACAAAAAAAAAUCAAUACAUCCGAUUUCACCCAAAACAUAUCACCCCAAUCUGUAGUCAACUGUAAUUGCACCAACUUGUAAAAUCAAUACGAUCCGAUUACAGAACAGCAAGAAGUUUCAAGAAAAAAAAUUGAUCAACAUCAACAAACGAAUUGAAAUCCAUUUCUUUCAAUUCUCCAAAAAGACACCAAAUUAAUAUCAAACCAUUAAUGAUCAAAGAAAAUUUAUUGUAAAUGAUGUUAAACGAUUGAUGACAACAAUUUCCGAUGCAAGAAUAAUAUUUGGAUGUAGCAACAACUAAUGAAGAUGUUUAAAUAAAGUGAAAUAUAUAUUUUUGAGUGGAGAAGGGAAUUCAAGACUAAUACGAGGUGCUCCAAGGCCGGAAGUUUGGUGAAAGGUGGUGCCAGAGAUACCUUUUGAAGGCUGUACCUGUUUUUUUUUUAAGAAGACGAAGAAGAAGAGGAAGUGCGAUAAAUAGCAGUUUCUGCCAUUUUUGAAAGCGAUUAUUGUUUAGACAUAUUCGCUGACCGAUUAGAUUAGGUAGAUGAUAAUCCUUUUCUUUAUAUUUGAAUCGAGUGAUGAUAAAAUCAUACAUACAAUAAUCCAAUCAGCAUGAAGCUCCUCGUCACAAUCAGAAAAUUCUUUCAUUUUUCUCAAUUAAAUAUCUUACAUUUUUUUCAUUCUUUCUUUGGGUAACUGUAUCAAUUACUGCGGUAAUUAUAAUAUCGUUCUACUUGCAAAUAUUUUCUGCUCAAAAAGCACAGUAACUAAAACACCCGCAGCAAUUGAUGCACUUCCCCAUUUUUUCGCUCAACAUUCAGUUUUUCUGCAGAUAUCAAAUUGAGCCAAAAAAACGUAUCAAAAUGUUGCUUCGCAACACUUUUGAUAUUUUCUUUGUCUCAAUUUUUUUAUAU